Arachis duranensis is the source of this 2207-nucleotide messenger RNA. Its product is annotated as glyoxysomal processing protease, glyoxysomal. Gene Ontology annotation, biological process: protein processing. Gene Ontology annotation, cellular component: peroxisome. NCBI's taxonomy places the organism in Eukaryota, Viridiplantae, Streptophyta, Magnoliopsida, Fabales, Fabaceae. The coding region runs from base 120 to 2207 and encodes 695 amino acids. The transcript is spliced from 14 exons. Gene Ontology annotation, molecular function: serine-type endopeptidase activity. The record is from RefSeq and is a predicted model, not a curated record.
UCUGUAAUUCAAUUACGCGGUGCCUAGGAAAACGUAGAAAGGAGGACGCACUCAAUCUCUUGUUAUCCUCAGUCUCUAAUGGAAGCUUAGCUUCCUUCGAAUCAAUUCAAGUCUUCCAAAUGGGUGUCUCGGAGGCCGUUGAUUUUGCCCGCAACUUCGCCGUUAUGCUCAGAGUUCGCGGUCCCGACCCAAAAGGGAUGAAGAUGAGAAGACACGCUUUUCAUCAAUACCGUUCUGGAGAAACAACUCUAUCAGCUUCAGGGAUGCUUGUACCUCAUACCCUCUUUGAUGCUCAAGUAGCUACCACUCUCUAUGGCCAUAAUUCUGAGGAUACGGUAUUGGUUGUCACUGUUGCAUCAGUUCUUGAGCCUUUUCUAUCUCCUCACCACAGACACAACAUUCCUCAGGGUAGGCCUGAGUUGAUUUCUGGUGUUCAGAUCGAUGUUAUGACUGAGAAAACCGAUGAAAAAUCGAGUCAACCAACUCCCUGUUGGAUUGUGGCCCAGCUUUUGUCAUUAAUUGAUGUUCCCGCUUCGGCCCUUUGUCUCCAGUCACUUAUAGAAGCAUCUUCCGGCUUGCCUGAGCAUGAAUGGGAGGUUGGUUGGUCCUUGGCAUCAUAUAAUGAACCUCAACCAUCGAAAGAUUUCAUUCAAACUCAGGGAAGAUCAGCAGUGGAAAGAUCUAGUAAUGCAAAUCUUAUACACAAAUCACUGACUAGAAUUGCCAUUCUAAGUGUUCCAUUAUCUUUCAAGGACUUGCUAGAGACUAAAGUAUCGUCAUCAUCUAUGAAUAAAAGGGGUGAUUUUCUUCUGGCAGUUGGCUCUCCUUUUGGGGUCCUGUCACCUGCUCACUUCUUUAACAGUAUAUCAGUAGGAUGCAUUGCAAACUGCUAUCCUCCUAAUUCGUCAGAUGGAUCAUUGCUGAUGGUUGACAUUCGCAGUCUUCCUGGAAUGGAAGGCAGCCCGGUUUUCAGUGAGCAUGCAUGUCUUACUGGUAUCCUGAUCAGACCAUUGAGGCAGAAUACAAGCGGUGCGGAAAUCCAGCUGGUGAUUCCAUGGGAAGCCAUUGUGAGAGCGUCGAGUGGGUUGCUGCAGAUGUGGCCUCAGAACACAAUGGAAGGGUCAUACAAUCAGCAGGAGAACUCUUAUGUUGAAGGCAAGGCGCCUUUUCUUGAUACUAUCAAGUUAAGCGUAAUGUCUAGUAAUGAACACGAGCCUGUAAGUUACGGUUGCUCCUCACCAUUACCGAUUGAGAAGGCAAUGGCUUCUAUCUGUCUCGUUACUGUUGGUGAUGGCAUAUGGGCAUCUGGUGUUUUGCUAAACAGUCAAGGUCUCAUACUUACGAAUGCCCACCUGUUGGAACCAUGGAGAUUUAGCAAAACACAUGCAAGUGGUGGAGGAUAUGGAACUAGCUCAGAAAAAAUUCCUUUCAUGCUAAAGGGAGCUACAUCUUUUUACAAUGGAAUUGAGUGCAAUCAAGAGAGUCAAACUUCGCCUACAGUGAAGGCGAUUCUUUAUCCUUUUGCUACUAAUGAACAGGGGACAUAUCAUAAGUUGAAUCCAACCUACUACAACCAUAUAAACUUACGUGUUCGCCUUGAUCAUGUCACACCUCCGUUAUGGUGCGAUGCUAAAGUACUAUAUGUCUGUAAAGGACCGUGGGAUGUUGCUUUACUGCAGCUCAAAUCCGUUCCAGAUAAACUUUCCCCCAUUGUAAUGGAUUUUUCCCGGCCAACCACAGGAUCAAAGGCAUAUGUCAUUGGACAUGGACUAUUUGGCCCUAAACACGGGUUCUUCCCAUCUGUUUGCUCUGGUGUGGUAGCAAAAGUAGUUGAAGCAAAGACUCCACAAUCAUAUCAAUCCAUUCACACCCAUGAGCAGUUCUCAGCAAUGCUUGAAACAACGGCUGCUGUUCAUCCUGGUGCUAGUGGUGGUGCUGUUAUUAAUUCAGAUGGCCACAUGAUUGGCCUAGUUACAAGCAAUGCAAGGCAUGGUGGAGGUGCUGUAAUACCAAAUCUUAACUUUAGCAUCCCAUGUGCAGCUUUGGCACCCAUUUUCAAGUUCUCAAAAGAUAUGCAGAAUUUAUCAGUUCUUCGGAUUCUAGACGAACCAAACGAAUACCUUUCAUCCGUAUGGGCGUUGAUGCGACCAUCAACUCCUAAGCACCAUCCGAUUCCCGGUCCACCUCAGUUUCCAUCUGGUUUGUGA